AUGGCUUCACAGUCGCAAGCAGGCAAUCGCAAGCGCACGUCGCGCCGGUCGCACACCAAUCUCUCCAACCUAAGACUGGCCCCUCUUUCACGAGACAUCAGUCCUGUAGACGGUCGGAUCUCAUCGUCUGCAUGGCCACACACAUCCUACAUUGAAGGCAAAUCGGCACCUACGACACCGAGCAUCCUCGGCCGCAGCGCAAGUCGACGACAGCUGGGCGGUGCCGGUCUGAGUCGCAAACUGUCCAUCCAUGAUGCUGAAUAUGAUCCUGUCCGGACCACGUCUCUCGGUGUUCCUCUAAACGCUUUGCGUCCUGAUGCAGGAGACCAUCUCAUGCCCAAAGCGAAGAGCGAGGCUGCCUUGAACCAGCGGCCCACUUGUGCCGGUCUGCCCAAGUUACGCACCCCUCUGCUCCAUCCCAACUCUGCCUCUCUCGCCGUCAAGUCACAUGACAGACAACAUGACAACGAUUGGUUCACUCGAGCGGGCUUGGCUACAACAUCUAUGCUACGCGAGUCUAAGGGACAAUCAUGGUUGACCUCGCGCCAUUCGUCGACAUCCUUGCAACUCAUGCAUGCCUCGGACGACGAAGAAGAUGCCCUGGCUAGUAGAAGCGCUGCCUCUCUACAACGUCUCCACUUUGCCGAUGAUGAGUUCAGUCCGGAAACACCACGUGCCACCAGCAGAUGGGGUAGUAGAUUUGGCAGUCGUGCUGCCAGUGCUCGCAACAGUCGUCGUGGCAGUAGAGUUGAUCUGGAUUCGCCGCAACUACAUCGCGAUCCAUCAGACUAUUUUGGCAGUGUUGCUGCGGAGCCCGAGAUGUUUGUUAGACCUGACUUUGUCGAUCCGCGCGACCAUUUUGAUGACGAAGAUCCCGAGCAAGAGGUUGCUAGGCUGGCUAGAGAGGCUUCAUUCGGGUUCGGUCCGCUCAUCGACCGUCUAGUUGGUUGGACAUUGUUCGAUGUUACGGAAGAUAGAGAAGCCACUGAUGUUGAGGCAGAGGCCGAAGAUGAAACUCCGACUAUACAUGAGAGAGUGAAGCAUACACCUGUGCGACCACCAUCCCCUCCUAGACCAAAGCAAGUGGUCGCUAGCGCAGACCGGCAGGGUGAUCCUGAAGAAGGUGGUUGGAAAGACGCGGCUUGGCUGCUUGGUGUUGCCUCGAAGGUCUUGCUCUGA
Aureobasidium vineae is the source of this 1179-nucleotide messenger RNA. Lineage: Eukaryota; Fungi; Ascomycota; Dothideomycetes; Dothideales; Saccotheciaceae. The record is from the annotation of a GenBank genome assembly.